AUUAGUAACUCUAAGUUCACCUUCUCUUUAAAACGAAGGCAAUAAAAAUAAGAAAAUAGAAGAAAUGAAAGGAAGAACAAAUAAUAUUGUGCCUGAUUAUCUUCUUUUCCAAUUAUAUCGUUAUUAGAGAAAUCUGAAGCCACAGUUACACACCAUAAUCAAUAUUGCCUCUAUAAACAGUCCAAUCAACUAAGAUUCUUUUUAUUUCUUCAAAAAUAACUAGUUUCCUAAAUGAGCAAAUUUUCUUUUAUUCCUUUUAAUGUACUAAUGUUGUAAACUUGUCAGGAACCAUUUUUUUUUCUACUCUAUCCUUUCCCAUAAUACUUCCAUCUUAAUCUAUGUUAUAUACUUGGAGAACUAAGGAAAGAUUAGAGAUAGACAACGUCAUAUGAUUUUCUUUGUAUGAUACACAUUGUGCAUUCCUAAAUGGAAUAGGUUAAUAGUACACAUGAUGCGUUUUAUGACAUAAACAAAUUAAAAAAAACUUGAUCUUUCAUUUGCGAUCAGACAUGGACAAGAGUUGGAUUGCAUUGGGUAAGACACCUGAUGGAAGGAUGAGUCAGCCAUUUAUUGAUGGGGUGACAUCAUUUAUCAAAUUUGCAAUGGCAGUUGUUGACCAGGAAGGUGGUAUUGAUGCCUUAGUGGAAGAUCGAAUAAGAGGAGAACCCAACGAUGCACCCCAGAAUGAGGAAGUACAAACGUUUGAUAAACUAUUGAAUGAUGCCAAACGUGAGGUGUACUUAGGUUGCACAAACUACACUCUGUUGAAGUUUGUCAUCGAGCUGCUUAAUAUGAAGGUAACAAACCACUGGAGCAAUAAGUCGGUUAACACACUAUUGGAGUUUUUAACAAAACUUUUACCAAAAGAUAAUUUGGUUCCAAAGUCAUUUUAUGAAGCUAAGAAAAUACUUCGAGAUUUGGGCUUGUCAUAUGAGUUAAUUGAUGCUUGUAUAAAUGAUUGUGUACUCUUUUGGAAGGAAAAUGCAAGGUUAGAUAAAUGUCCAAAAUGUAAGGCAUCCAGAUACAAGAUCAAUCGUGGCAGGGGUAAGAAGAUUCCCCAUAAGGUGUUGCGGUACUUCCCAUUAACACCAAGGUUGAAAAGAUUGUACAUGUCAAGAAAGACUGCUGAGGACAUGAGAUGGCACAAGGAGAAACGUAUAGAUGACGGAGUAUUGAGACAUCCCGCCGAUAGUGAUGAAUGGAAGGAAUUUGAUGUGCAACAUCCUCAGUUUGCCCUGGAGCCUCGAAAUGUGAGGCUAGGGUUGGCUGUUGAUGGGUUCAAUCCUUUCGGGAACAUGAGCAACUCGUAUAGUUUAUGGCCUGUAGUACUCAUUCCUUAUAACUUGCCACCUUGGUUGGUUAUGAAAGAUCCCUUUCUUAUGAUGUCACUACUUAUUCCUGGAGAAUCACAACCAGGGAUCGAUAUUGAUGUCUACAUGAGACCUCUGGUGGAUGAGUUGAAUGAGUUGUGGGAAAAUGGUGCAUUAUCUUACGAUGCCGUAACUGGUGAGUCUUUCCAGAUGCGUGCAGCUUUGAUGUGGACUAUACACGAUUGGCCCGCAUUUGGUGACAUAUCUGGGUGGAGAACAAAGGGUCAUUAUUCUUGCUACACUUGCAAUGAUGAACCAUAUUUUCAAUCCUUGAAAGGUAAGACUGCAUACACUAACCAUCGAUGCUACUUGCCUCAAAACCACCCCGAAAGGCGAAAGAGUAAGGCUUACAAUGGUAAGCAUGAGAAGCAAAAGAGAUCUUUAAAGUUACCAGUGGAAAAGAUAUUAGAGCAAUUGGACAGAGUGACAGGUGUCACAGAAAAGACUCCGUCAGGCACCAAAUUGGACAAAGGCAUUGAUGGAAAGAACAAAGACACCGACAAAGCACGGAUGGACUUGGAAGAUAUGGGUAUAAGGAAAGAGUUGUGGUUAACACGUCAUCCUGAUGGAACUUAUGUCAAACCUAGGGCAAUCUUUUCAUUGACCCCUGAAGAGAGGGAGGGUUUCUUUGAAUUCUUGAAAUCAGUGAAGUAUCCGGAUGGCUAUGCUGCAAACAUAUCAAGAUCAGUGAAUGCGAGAAAUGGUAAAUUAACAGGCUUGAAAAGUCAUGACUGCCAUGUACUCAUACAACGGAUUCUUCUGUUCUUGGGUUUGGUCUGA
Molecule: messenger RNA, 2150 nt
Organism: Camellia sinensis
Lineage: Eukaryota; Viridiplantae; Streptophyta; Magnoliopsida; Ericales; Theaceae
Source: RefSeq, a predicted model, not a curated record